AUGAAUUUGAAAAUUCUCCCCUUGCUUAUAUUCCCAUUUCUUCCACGAGAUGAGGCAAAAAGGACAGAAAAUGAGAAGUUCUUUUUGAGUAAGAAGCAGGGCUUGUUAUUUCCCCCCCAGAGUCUGUACAGCUUAGCGAAAAGGGGAAAAAACGGACGCUACCUCUUUAUAGGGAAAAAUAAAAAGGAGAGUAGUGGCCCCCAAAAUGUGAAAAAAAAUGCACCCACAAAUAUUUGCACGUUACAAAAUGAUGGUUCUUACAUGAAGGAACAAUUAGGCGGUCUAAAAAACCGGAUAAUGAAUUUUUUCAGAAGAGAAAAAACCAUGAUCGAUAAGAUAAAAGAUUUAAAUGAGGAGGAGAGUCUCUGGUUUGUUACUGGGUAUGCUAAAAAUCUGUUCACUGGAUAUUCGUAUUAUCACAUUAUCGGUUUCGAGCACAUAAAAGAGGUGGACUUGAAGAAAAUGGCUCGUUUGAAUAGGAUUCCCCCUUUGGACAAUUUGCUGCCCGGGGAUGGCGUGCAGAGGGGCAACUAUUUGGUGGUCGCCGCCUACAGAGUGGACAAGCGCGUUGUGUUUUACAAGAAUGGCCAGUCUGCGCCGAUGGGAGGGAUGGGGAACGUAACGGCUUCGCCCAGUGCUCCGCCUACCUCCAUUUCGAGAAGCACUUCUGGAAGCUCCGGAAGAAUUCCAGCCUCAAGACCCACCGCAGGAUCCACCGCGGAGCCCUUCAUGAACCAGAACUACAUCCUCUGCUCCUACGCGUAUUUCAUAUUCUACGUGUACGAUAAGGAAGAGAAGAAAUUUUACAUAUGCACAAGGGACAUGAACGAUGAAUGCUCCCUUUACCAAAUGGACGAACUUGAAAAAGAAGACCUGCACCAUUUUCUGUACAAUUACGCGUCAAGCAAAAAGGACUUAAAAAAUGUGACUGUCGUCUCUUUGAUUAUGAAGAACAGAGCGGCUAAACGCGCGACAGAAGACAUAUCCACUGAGGAACUUUUAAAUGUACACAAUUACACAAAUAAGUUUAAUUCGUAUUUGAAAAGGCUAUUCAACGUGUGCCACAACUCAGACAUGCUGUUGGAAAAUAGAAUGAACAGAAAAUGUCAACAGACAAACAUUACCUUCAUUUUUGGAAACAAUAAUUUUUUAUUGAAAAAUAAAACCUACUUGGAAUGUUUAAAAAAUUUUUUUCUUAAAAAUGAUCAACAGAGAAAUCUGCUCGAACUUAUUUUUAAGGAUAACAAAGGGUACAAGUUUUACGUCCAGAAUGACGUCACGGAUAAAUCAUCCUACGUGCUCAGGUGCACCAAAAUUAGCAAAAAAAAAUUCGACAUGGUUUGCAAAAAAUUGCGCACAAUUUAUGAAAAUAACAGUUGUAAUGCAAAGGGGAAGGAAGGGGAAGAAGGGGAGGAACCUUUUUUUGUCUAUGCGAAAAUUUUAUUUGAUAGUUAUGCGAAGGAUUUGGCUAGUAAUGAAAAAAAGAAAAAUUUACGUGGAGAGGAAAAUUACGCCCACAGGAGUCUUUACAUAAACAUCGGCUCGAACGAUUAUUUUGUAGGCGGAGAAGACAUCUCAUUUAGCACCGCUGACGAAGGUCUGUUAUUCACCUUGACAAAGAAUUUUCUGGACAGCUUAGUUUCCUGCACACAUGUGUGA
This is a messenger RNA of Plasmodium inui San Antonio 1, 1659 nucleotides long. RefSeq lists its product as hypothetical. The transcript has a single exon. The record is from RefSeq and is a predicted model, not a curated record. Lineage: Eukaryota; Apicomplexa; Aconoidasida; Haemosporida; Plasmodiidae. The coding region runs from base 1 to 1659 and encodes 552 amino acids.